This is a messenger RNA of Linepithema humile (Argentine ant), 1904 nucleotides long. Lineage: Eukaryota; Metazoa; Arthropoda; Insecta; Hymenoptera; Formicidae. The record is from RefSeq and is a predicted model, not a curated record.
UCUCCUUGAAAAAGAAAAAAAAACCCAAGUUUUUAGUCACCGUUUUACUUAUCUGUAGAAAAAUUUAUUUUGUAUUAAUUUUACUAGACUUAACACUAUACAGCACUAAAUCGUCGAUAAGGCGUAUAUUCCGAGAGUCUCCGGGACAAUUCUGGAUCACGCUUUUAGAUACUCCACAUUGCCGGCCAAAUCGACAUAAUGUGUCACGAAUUGUUGGAAAUUCCGGUGGCCGACGACAAACGGGAUUCGCGUACUGCCGCGUUAAGAGGCGUCGUGCACAGGCAUCAAAGGAUUAUUGCCUUCGCGGACAGUAUCGAGAAUGUAUGCUGUUACAUGGCGCUAAUGCAGUUUCUCUCAAAUACGUUCGUUAUUUGCUUCCUAGGAUUUGUAAUCGUAACCUCGCUGGAUUCCGUCGAUGCGAAUACUGUGUUGCUAAAGGUCAUCCCUUAUUACGUCGUCGUGAACGUAGAAGCGUUUAUACUUUGCUUCACCGGCGAAUACCUGAGCUCGAAGAGUAAGACUAUAAGUCAGGCCGCGUAUGAUUCACUUUGGUAUAAAUUAAAUCCUAGUGAGAGUAAAAUCUUAUUAUUACUUAUGGUGAGGUCUCAGAGGCAAUUAACAAUGACAGCUGGAAAAUUCAUGGAUUUAUCUCUGGAGGGUUUUACAAGCGUAAGAGACUUGCGAUUUUCGUUUUCUUUCUAUCCGACAGUCAUACAUUAUAAAUGCAGGACUUAAAUGUUACGAAUAUUAUCUAUUUUUUAUUAAUUCAUUUUACGUGAUUGCAAUAGCGUGACUUAAGCAAUAAAAUUGCACAUUGUUAAUAAAAUUUAAAUUAUAUCUUUUUCUCGCAGAUUCUAAAGGCUUCUGCGUCUUACGUUUCGGUGCUACAUGCCAUGUAUUGAAACGCAAAACCGUCAAAAUCUUCUACAAACAUUAACCGUUGUCUGACAAUUAAUUCAUUGCAGUGCAAUGAAUGCUUUGAGAAAUGAUCUUAACUAAAAUAGAAAUAAUUAUAAAUCAAAUAUUUGUGCAAGGAUAUCUUUUAAUGUACCUUUACACAUUUCGUUUUCAGGAGAAUCCAUCAAUUAAUAAAAAUUCAGGAAACUGAUUUCCGUUUAUAAUAAAAUUAUUCGGUGACAUACACAUUGACAAACAGAUAUGUAUGCACUAAUCAGCUCUUAUAUUCUUGAAUAGCGAGAGAGAGAUACAUCUGUAAAUUAAUAUUUAUGAAAUAUAUAUAAUUGAUAUUUUUUUAGACACACAACACUAAUUGUAAGUAUGAAAAAACAAAAUUCUCUUAACACUAGUCGCGAACACAGAACACUGCGUUGCGUUUCGCGCAUCGGUCGCGUCGGGGACUCAACUCCCUCCCUUGGGCGAGCUAUCCAUUUUGUUUCCGAUUGUAACUGUAGUGUACAAGCUUACCAUGGUGCACAAGCGUAUCUAACUCCUUUGCAUUUUUAAAGCAAAUAACGUCGUGAUUGCACCCCCGGUGACACUCGACGUGAAAGAACGCAAAACUUAUUGCCUUAACAUCUUUUUCUCUUCGGAACCUGAAAUCAUAUAGUUGCAAGAGAAAUUUCCUCUAUAAUAUACCAUGUGUGUGUGAUGAAUUAUUCCAUUCGGUCAACGACCACCGGAGGGUUGGCCGUUUGGACGACGACCCCUUCAGAAUCCUUGAAGAUUAUUCGACGUUGCGUGGCGAGAUUUCUCCGUCGCAUCAAACUGGUAACAAUGUGGUAACUUUUGGCUUCGAUUAAGGGCGGCAUUAAGGCAAUUUAUUUUGUCAAACGUGCCCGAGAAGUCAUCCUGGUAAUCAGAAGUUUACGCAAAAUGAGUUUUAUGACUACCGUGAGCCCUCAAGUGGAAUUCGGGCUGCGAGUCAUUGGUGUUUGGCCAGGAAC